CCCGAGGUAAACACCUCAUCAGGUACAAUUGUUGGCAAGCUUGAGACGCUACCAAAUGGCAAAUCAGUAUAUGAAUAUCUCGGUAUCCCGUAUGCUAAGCCACCGGUCAAUGAAUCGAGGUUUGCUCGUCCAGAAUCCUUUCAACCUUGGUCAGGAAAAAGGGCAGCGAAGGAGUUCGGAUCGGCGUGUCCACAACCGAGCUUUGAUAAACAUAACUUUAAGAGGGAAAUAGGAAUAGGUAAGAGGCGUAUAACAGUAUUGUAUUAUCGGAUGUGUGUCGAGCCAGCUUUUGAAAGCUCUCACGGACGAUCUUUAUCUUUAAUCUUUAUCGGUUAAUUGCGAAUAGCAUAGGCUUAUCGUGGCAAUAGUGGUUGAUGACAGAUAGGUUUUGGCUGUGGACUUAAACACGGGCAAAGAGAGAGCGAUAACAGCAGUAGAUGGAAGACUCUUCCGCAUAAGUAUACAUCGGGGGAAAAAAGAGUUCUUAUAGGCAUCAACAAAAGCGGGUAAAAGGUUGUAUGUUAGACUAUGGCACAUUCAAAAACUCAAAGCUUCAUCCACGAAUUCAACGAACGUUAACCACGGAAAGAGUACUGCAAGUCAGGACUCAAAACAUUUAAGAUAUGCCUUCACUUGACUCCGCACUUCGUCAUAUUGGUUCCUUUCACUUAACGUAGCAAAAAACUUGACCCUUGUGUAGGACCAAAAAAAUUCUUAAAAUACAUACCUUUAAAACACCACCCUCAAUUUGAUUAUCCUGUUUAGGACAAAGGGGGAAAUGCACGCCGUCUUGUUUUAAAGCCAUUUAUUGGCAAUUGCAAAAGAACGAAUUCACGUUGUAGGCUUUGUAUCAGUAGAAAGGGAGUAGCUCCCAGGGGGGUCAAAACAGGUUUGUGACGCACUUCCUGUUUGAAUCAUCAUCAUCAUCAUCAUCAUCUUCGUCGUUGUCGUCAUCUUCAUAAUCAUCAUCACCAUCAUCAUCAACUGAGGAAGAGACACGAGACAUGUGUGGGCUUCUCAAAAAGAGACGGUAACUCCCUUACAGCAGAAAUUCCUGUUGCCUUAUCUUACUGAUAUGGAUGUUUUUGUUUGUUUUUUUUUUUUCCAGAAAAUGAGGAUUGUCUUUUCUUGAAUGUGUUUGUACCAGCAACUAGUAGCACAGAAGGCAAGAUGACAGUGAUGGUGUGGAUUCAUGGCACUGGUUUGGCCAGUUUCAGUUCCUCUCCUAAAUUCCGUGGCUUUUCCAUGGGUUCCUCCAGUGAAUAUCCAGCUCACGUUUUAGCAGGCUACAAUGAUGUCAUUGUUGUGACAUUCAACUACAGGCUAGGAAUUCUGGGAUUCUUAAGUAGUGUUCCUGGUACAAACAAAACGGGAAAUUACGGAAUGUUUGAUCAGGUAACAAGCUUCGGUGAAGAAAUGUUGCAUUAAAUCGACUCAAGAGAGAAUAAAAUAAUAGCAAACCUAUCACCCCUGGGAGGCACGCAAGCACGUGUUCUCGGAGCGCACGAGCCCCGAAUACGCAACGGUUGUGAUAAUCUCUUGCCCCCUUUCCCUUUCCCUCGUUCUUUUGCUCUGUUGAUCAGCACACCCCACUCUCCCCAAUGUUCCUCUUUCCGAGUUCCUGAACUCCAGGGCGGGAUCUAGUGGGAAGGUGCAGGGGAUGCGCACCCCUUCUCCCACCUGAGAGGGCUCCUGACAACUGGUAUUCUGGAAAAUUUAGAGAUAUGUAUUCUUAGCACUUCACAUUAUGUUAGCGCUUAGUCAAAAGAUAUCUUCUUCGUUUUCGCUUUUAAAAUUUGUUUACUUCACCAGUCAGUCACGCCAUUCCUCAGUGGUGCACCCUCUCUCCGGGAUCCGCCCUGAUCUCUCGUUUUCAAAAGGAGGCCAUCUGCAAACCUUUUGGACCUUGCGAGUGGACGCUUAUUCGAGGCUGGGCUCUUAUUAAAUUUUCACCAUUAUCAGCAAGAGUAGUAUGUUUAUUUUGCAACAAAACGCAAAGAUGUAACGAAGCAAGGUUUCUGUAAAAUACUCUGAAGAAAGCUCCGUCUUCUAGUAAUUGUUCAAUUUUUUUGCGAGGGUGGUAGGGGGAAAGGGGGUAGGGGUGGUCCCUGAUUUGAGUUUUGGGGGGGGGGAGUGGGAUAGGCGCUUAUUCCAAUAAAUACGGUAUUUAACUUCUCUUUCUUUUUUCACAGACAAUAGCGAAAAAUCCCACCACAACAGAAGGGUUAGACUCUAGGUAAAUAAAACUAACCCUUUCCCCCCUGUAGCUGACACUAAGCGUACAUUUUCUCUACAGAUUCAAGCACUGACGUGGGUCCAUGACAAUAUUGCCUACUUUGGUGGUGAUCCCGACAAAGUGACUGUGUUCGGUCAUGGUACAGGAGCAAGUAGUGUUGCCUUGCAUUUAAUCUCGCCUAAACCAAAAGUUCUGUUCCAAAGGGCCAUCAUGCAAAGCGGUGCCGCGUCAGCUCCCUACCUACCAAGAAAGGCAUCAAACGAGUCAGUACAAAAGCUAGCUGCUGCUGCAAACUGCUCUUUUGACGACAACCUAAUCACGUGUCUUCGUGAAAAAAGUGCGGAGGAAAUCAUUUCUUUGCAAUCUAAUAUCCCUACCAAAGCCCUGAUGGAACUCAGCAACCCAGUCAUUGAUGAUGAUUUCAUAAUAGGCUCUCCUCAGAAGCGGUAUCAAAAGAAAAAAUUUUUUGAUAAUGUUCAAAUCAUGGCUGGAUUUACAACCCACGAGUCAUCUCUAGACGUCUUUCUGAGGUUGGGGAAUGCGGGCCAAGUCUCGAAAGAAGAGUUUAAAAAUGUGACAGGAACACUCUUUGAAGGACUCACACAAAACAAAAUCGUGGAGCAGCUGGUUCAGUACCAGUACGCAGAUGAUUCUGACACAACAGCAAGAGAAAGAAUGAUUGACUUUCAAAGUGACUUUAUGACGGUGGCACCAAUGCUUUUUGAGGCAAAGGCUUUAAGGAAGGUAAUUUACAACAAAAAAGACAUGCAUACACACACAAAACUUGUUAUGAGUACGGGGGUUACUCAUCAAAACGGACUUUACCCGGAGGCUCUGCCCGAAAGGGGAGUUUUUUUUUUUGUUGUAUUUGUUGUUUUCUACCCUGGGUGCCAGAGACUUUUCAUGCGCGGUUUCCGGUUUCGGUCAAGUCUUAUAAGUUAUCCGCGCGAAAAGCUCAGCUCAGGCCUCCGAAGACACCCGGCGAAAGCUCAGCUCCUCGUCGCACGCGAGAAAAAACCUCUGGUACCCAUGGUAGUUGUUUUCAGGCUUCAGAAUAUAAAAGGGUAGUUGGUUCACUAGUAGAAGUAUAUGAAACAAUACAGAAAUCUGUCAUUUCGAUCUAAAAAAAGGCCCUGAAAGUGCUUUGAGACGCAUUUUGUGGCUAUGAAAGAGCCAAGAAAGCUGUCUGGUUUAGUGAUUUACUCACAUUAAAUUAAAAGACACUGUGCAUUCACAGGUUGGGAGUUAAAUGGGAUAAAGUGGUCAAAACUAUGUGAAUGGGGUACUAUUUGUCAGUAACGGGUAUACGAAAGGGGUAUCUUUUCUAUCAAAAGAGUAUAAUAUAUAGAUUUAGCCAGGGCUAAAAGCGAAGCUCCCAUUAAUAAAUUUAUAUUUUAAAUCAAACAAUAAACUUGUAAUCCACAAAUCAGUUAACUUAAGGGCACAUUCAUGUGACUUUUCAGGGAAAGGAUAAGUUAUUUUUAAAGUGAAACAUCUUACAUCGAGUUGAUAGCCUAAAUAUAUGUACACCCAAAAAAUAGCAAACAUCUUCUAUCACAUUCAAGAGCCAUAGUGGCUCUUGAUCACAGUAGAUUAGGCCUCGAAAACAAAUUCUUGGAAAACAAAUCAGGCCGCAUUUUUUUGCGUUCGACAGGUUUACUUUACAAAUUCUUGCCAACAAAUCUGAGGGUGUGCAAACCAGCUUUUUAUACUUUUUAUACAUCACAUCUGAGGUGAAACAGUACUUUUUAUCAUACAGACCUCGGACAGAAACGGCAUUUCACAAUUUUUCAAUAUUCAGGACGAUCAAUCGUGGGCUUUUAGCGAAACCGUUCAAAACAUUUUUAAAAUCACCCAUACGGCCAGCCGGUUCUCAUUUUUAGUGCGAGCUGUCAGUGUGAUCCCGUGUUUGAAUGAAUUUUAAUGGAGAUACGCUUCACCAUAAUAACGAAUUUAUUAUCAUUAUUUUUUGUUGUUUAAUGGUUACAGUUAUAACGAUGUGUAAUCUUAUAAAGCGUUUGAUACGCGCGACAUUUCUAAGUACUUCUGCGAUGUUCAUGAACGAUGAAAACAAACACCACGGACAAGCGAUUAAAAUUACAAGAGAGACUACUAACAAUCAACAAAAGAAAUAUAAUUCGGUAAAACAUUUACAGAGACAACAAUUUUCAUUCACGAAGACAAGUAUUAAAGUGUUUCUAAAAAUUCUGAGUCUUUAAGCUUAAAGCUUAAGCUUAAGUUUAUUUUGUUUUACUUUCAGCCGGCCUCCUGGUGUUUGUUUUUUUUUUUCAAAGAUGAACUCCUCGAAACAAGGAAAUCACUCAAAGUUUUCUUUCUACAGCCAAAUUUAUAACUAAAUAUUAUUCGGAACCGUUUUUUUUCUAUUUGCGGUGAGAAAAUAUAUCUGAAGGCCUUUUAAAGUUCUGUAAGCUUAUAUCAAACCUGAUACUAGAUCAGAUCAUUGACUCAAAUCUCAAACAACGUACAAAAACUUGCUGCAUAAACUGUGCUCGACUUCAAGAAAUUAGAUAUAACAAAAACAAACAUUAAAUACAAUAAUUACUCAGGCUUACCAUUCGUGAUUCAGUUCCUGAAAGAUAUCAACGAAGGCCAUAGUUGCUUGAGACUUUUAAACCCUCUUACGCAUUGAGCAAAGUGAAAGACGAAAACGAUGCCAUCCAAAAUCGGAUUACCCAAUUUUGACAAGCGACGCAUUUCUCAACCAAAAACCCAAUCAACAAACCAGCCAUGGAUAACAGAAUACUCUUGAUAGCAGCUGUAUUUCAUUUUGUACAUCCGGUGGAAAAAGACAGUUAAAAACAUCACAAGUUGACACAAAACUCUGUCAGCUUUUGCUGUCAAAGUAAACAACUUUCAAGAUGCUGCAUAAAUUUUCCGCAUGAACUCACCUGUCAAAUUUUGACCAAUCAGAGUACAAAAAUUGGACGUAGAGCGUGACCAACGCGUGACCAUGGUAAGAAAAGUCUUCCCCGCCUUUAUUUUUAAAAAAGUGGCUGGAUUUUCGCGCCCGAGGUCAGUUUGAAAUCAAAAUCUUGACAGUGCGGGGCCAUAGUGACAUAAACACAACAUAUUUGAUAUGAAUCAUUGGAAAAAAUAGACUUGAGCCUGCGGUCAUUUGAAACUGGUAAUUUGUCAGGAGAUAACUUCAAAAAAGUACUCGACCUCGAUGGGUCGACACUUGAGCCCGCGGUACGGUCAGGUGAUACUGGUCAGCGGAUACCCUGUUUUGACACCUGUCAAAUGAUCACAACAUUGAGGUGCAAUUAGUUUUCUAUUGGGCUCCCAAACUAGCUAGAAAGUGUGAGAGUAAACAUUGGUUUCCCUGUGGUGCGGACGGACGGUCGUACCGUCACGUGAUUACCAAAUUUUCUCGGAUGGGUAGAUUACCACAUUUCCUUAGCUAUGGGGCUCCGUCCACGCGCGCGCGUGGAGCUCCGCUAUAAAGGGGUAAGGGGUUGGACCCCCGGGCGGAGCCUCCCGUAUAAAAUUCAUUUCACCCAUUCACCACUUUUAAACACUAGGUAAAUCAAGAAGUAGGCAAAUGCAAAAUGACCGACUACAUCAUUAAUCAGCCCUUACUUGGUCCUGCCAAGAUGUACUCAACCAUGCGGGGCACUAAUAAAUGCAUCGUUUCUUUUUUCCAACUUUACUUUCCCUAGGCUGGAAGACAAGUGUACUUUUACGUAUUUGAGCAUCGUCCGGAUUUUUCGAAACUUCCUGAGUGGGCUGGCGCAUUUCACGGAGCUGACAUUGGUUUUGUGUUUGGAGCACCUUUCGCGAAUAUUUCAUCGCUGAUGGAAUUUUUCAUUCCCAAAUAUUCUGAAAUUGAGAAGGGGCUGAGUUUGUACAUUAUGAGACUGUGGACUGACUUUGCUAAGUUUGGGUAAGACCUAAGACCAAGUACUACAGUAAACACCCGCUAAUAAGAACCUACUUUUUGAGGAGUCUGGCAAAAUAGCUAGGUUUUUGUAUUUUGGGUACUUAAAGUGGCAAUUUAGCUAAGAAGGUUCAUAAUUAGGUUCUAUGAAAGAGAUGAUAGUCUAAGAUUUUUCACCACCAAAAAACCCUAACAAAACUGAUUGCAGAAUUCAGAUAUUCAGUUUAGUACAGUGUGUUUUUGUUAUACUUUUAAAUUUACAACUAAAAGUUGCAUUCCUUUGUAGCGUUAUAAAUUAUAUAUUAAAAUUUAACGGUAACCCACAUGAGAACCUGCUUGACCUUGCUUGUCUAAACAGGUUGUUGUAUUUUGGGGUUUUAAAGUAGCAAAUUUCGACUAGAAGGUCCUUAAUCCACAUGUUCUUAUGGGGUGUUUAUUGUAAUUAAAGAGAGAGGGUUAAACCAUACACUUUGCGAUUUGACUAGCUUUCAAGAAAGAUACAUGGAUAGAUAGAAAGACAUUUUAUUUACCCAUGGUCAGGUAUUAUCGGCUACAGACGCUAGUUUACACUAAAGCCGUGCAUUAAAAUAUAUAAAUAUCCAUCAGAGUUCUUAGUUUUUAAAUGUGGAAAAAAUAAGUUUAGAACUGUAAUAAAUAAUAGACAGCAAAACUGCGAGCGCUUUUACGCUUUAAAAAGUGCAGUCCUCUAGGGAAGAGAGUGGCAACUAAUUUGCUUUUUUGUUUUUGUUUUUUGUUGUUGUUGUUGUUGUUUUUGUAUUUUGUGUAUGAUUGUAAAAUCUUGGUUAUCAUCAAGCUCCUCAUUUUCUGAUUUUGCUUCGUUUUCAGGGAUCCUAAUGGCUCCGAUUCUCCUGUAACGUGGCCAAAGUUUUCCAAAGUAAAGCGAUCCUACCUGGCCCUUGACGUGAAGCCCAAGGAAAAGCAGAAGUAUAGGGCAAAAGAAUUGAAAUUUUUGAAUAGCCUUAUCCCAAAGGUUAUAAGACAAACUAACGGAUAA
Porites lobata is the source of this 7149-nucleotide messenger RNA. The record is from the annotation of a GenBank genome assembly. NCBI's taxonomy places the organism in Eukaryota, Metazoa, Cnidaria, Anthozoa, Scleractinia, Poritidae.